This is a messenger RNA of Penaeus vannamei (Pacific white shrimp), 820 nucleotides long. The record is from RefSeq and is a predicted model, not a curated record. NCBI's taxonomy places the organism in Eukaryota, Metazoa, Arthropoda, Malacostraca, Decapoda, Penaeidae.
AUGGGGCUUGGUUUAGGCCUAUCUGAGUUACGUAUUACCUUGCGCAACGAGGACAUCAAGGAACCACGCCAGCUAUAUAAAUUGCGCGGCAGAGACCGCUUUCAUUACACUCACACCAACUCGAGAACCAAAAUGCGCUUCCUGAUCGCCACUUGUCUCCUUGCGGCUGUCUGCCACGGCCAGUACGUGAAGCCUGGCCCCUGCCCCGAGUUCACCACCAAACUCGACUUCGAAAUCCCACCUUACAUGGGCAAGUGGUAUGAAUAUGCCAGAUUUACUACACCAGACCAGACUGGCCAGACUUGCAACUACGCUGAAUAUGCCGAUAACGGCAACGGCACGGUCGCAGUUCACAACGCGGGCCUGGAGGCUGAUGGCACCUACUCCGAGAUCUAUGGCUGGGUCGAGCCUUCGGACGUGGGAGGAGCCCUUCUGCUGCAUCUCAACGGAGUACCCGUCGUAGGAGACUACAACGUGCUGGACACCGACUAUGAGGGCUACGCCUCUGUCUACUCCUGCCAGGCCCUCCUCGGUCUGGGCCACGUCGAGCAGGCUUGGAUCCUCGCUAGGACGCCCGCCCUCGAGCAGAACAAAAUUGAUGCCGCCGCUGCUGCCUUCACCAACUUCGGAAUCGACGUGAAUCAGUUCAUGGCGACGCCGCAGGAGAACUGCGUCUUUCCCUGAGGCGCCGGAGGGGUGAUCCUCUCCAUCGCGAAAGGAUGCGUGGGGAGUUGGAGGUGUAAAGCAUGCUGAAGUCAUGUUAUGCGGUGAUUAAUUUAUUUCUUAUUUAUGAAGUUAAAUAAAUCUUAUAUCAAAUUUA